UGCUGAUUCAGGAGGAGAAGCGAAGAACGAGGAGGAUGGAAAAUGGUGCAACAGCAAUCGAGAAAAAAACUACUAUGACCCUGCCAACGAAAUAAUGCGCCUCUUAAAUGCCUCUAGAACCGAAACCUUAUUGCGGCGGCAAAAGAACAGAGGGUCUGCGGCGUUGGAAACGGGCAGAGAGUGUGGCCCCUGCGAAGUCCCAGAUGAAGGUUACAAAACGAAGACGGAAAGGAACAUCCAUCUACCGUAGUUCCUGCGCCAGAUAAAUGGCUCAUGUAAGUCUGGAGCUGCUCGGCAUCUCUCUGGCUGGCAGAUGCAGCGCCUAGCGCCAGGUCUCCAAGACGACGCAAAUAUGAACGGGGCAGGGGAGCAGGUGGACAUCCUGCCGCCCAACUGCAUGGUCAAGGACCGAUGGAAAGUGCUGAAGAAAAUCGGAGGCGGAGGUUUUGGGGAGAUCUAUGAGGCCCUGGAUCUGCUGACGCGAGAGAAUGUGGCCCUGAAGGUGGAGUCGGCCCAGCAACCCAAACAGGUUCUCAAGAUGGAAGUCGCUGUCCUGAAGAAACUGCAAGGAAAAAAUCAUGUUUGUAAGUUCAUUGGAUGUGGGCGAAAUGAGAAGUUCAACUACGUGGUCAUGCAACUUCAGGGACGAAACCUUGCAGACCUCAGGAGAAGCCAGCCUCGAGGAACCUUUACAAUGAGCACAACGCUGCGAUUAGGAAAACAGAUCCUGGAGUCUAUAGAAGCCAUCCACUCUGUUGGGUUUCUGCACCGUGAUAUUAAACCUUCAAAUUUUGCAAUGGGACGGCUCCCCUCCACAUACAGAAAAUGCUACAUGUUAGACUUUGGCCUUGCACGACAGUACACCAACACAAAUGGAGAAGUCAGACCUCCUCGAACUGUUGCAGGAUUUCGCGGGACUGUUCGCUAUGCGUCUGUUAACGCUCAUAAAAACAAAGAAAUGGGUCGCCAUGAUGAUUUAUGGUCCUUAUUUUACAUGUUGGUGGAAUUUGCAGUUGGACAGCUACCAUGGCGGAAAAUUAAGGACAAGGAGCAAGUGGGACAGAUUAAAGAACGAUAUGACCAUAGGAUGCUACUCAAACACAUGCCGUCAGAAUUCCAAAUCUUUCUGGAACACGUGUUAGGCCUAGAUUACUACACCAAGCCAGACUAUCAGCUUUUAAUGUCGGUGUUUGAGAAUAGCAUGAAGGAGCGGAUUAUAACGGAAAAUGAGCCCUUUGACUGGGAGAAGGCAGGGAGCGACGCAUUACUCUCGACCAGCACAUCGACCCCUGCGCAGCACAACACGAGGCCCACGGCAGCCAUGGUGGGGGUGGUGAAUGUGACUCCGGUCCCCGGGGACCUGCAGAAGGAGAACACGGAGGAUGUAGUCAAGGACGAGCACCUGAGCGACCAGGAGAACGCCCCGCCCGUGGCGCCCAGCCGACAAGCGGAGGGAAGCCAGGCGCCGGCUGAGGGGGAGGGCUGGGAGGACACGGACUUCAACCGCAACAAACUCAGGAUCAGCAUCAGCAAGACGCCGGUUGCGCCAGAGGAAGAGCUCAGCCGGGGGGCGUGUCCCGUGUCCCCGGUCAGAGCAGCCCCGCCGGAGUCGCCCAGCAUACAGGGACGCUCCCUCCGAUACCGCCGGGUCAACAGCCCCGAGUCCGACCGCCUGUCUGCUGCAGAGGGCAGGGUCGACGCCUAUGACAAGCGGUCUCGCAUGGACAUCCUGGGCUCCCCCUCCAGGCAGGUGUACUCCUCCCAGCCGGCGCAGAUGCUGUCUGUGGACACGGGGCAGGGCGACCGGCACGUGAGUGGCCGGCACGAGGUGUCGGCCUCGGUGGACCACGAGGCCCUGAGCAACGCCUUCCGCUCGGUGCCGCUGGCAGAGGAGGAGGACUUCGACAGCAAGGAGUGGGUGAUCAUCAACAAGGAGGCGGAGCUGAGGGACUUCCUCCCGGGGGCGGAGCCCACCACCUCGGGCACCACGGACGAGGAGCCCGAGGAGCUGCGCCCCAUCGAGGAGCUGGAGGAGCGGCGGAGGCACGGGGCCGCCGCCGGCGAGGCCGUGGUGAGGCCCAAGAUCCACGACGGGCGGAGCCGGGGCAUGCUGACGGUGACUGAGGAGGACCUCUCCCGCAGAAGCGGCGGCCGCGGGCAGUCCGUGUCGGAGAGCCGGCAGGAGGGGCUCGUCGCCAGCCCCUCCCACUCGCCCUGCCACUCACUGCCCACCACCCGCCCCAGGAGGAGCGAGUCUGAGCCGUACGGGCCCCACAGACAGAUACUGUCACCCAAACCGUUCGAGCAGAAUGGCCUACCUCUGCAGGUGCCUUCUUGUCCGCCUUAUCAAGACGUCCGAGCGAAAGAGCAGGCCGCCGAAAAAGAGGCUUUCAGCGGCCUGCCCCAGCUGCAGGGGAAGAGAGUGGACUUCCUGUCCGCCUUGUUCACCGGCAUCCUCCCGCAGCACGACUUCACUGCUCCGCCGCUCCAGCACAAAGGGGUGGACAGGGGGGACGCCGCCAAGAGCGAGUCGAGCAGCGAAGCCAGCCAGAAGAGUACGGAGCGCAGCCAGGACGGGGCCCCCUCCACUCUCCUGGCCGACGAGCAGAAGGAAUCGAAGGGGCGUGUGUCUAUCGUGGAGGCGGACCUGGAGCUGGAAGAGGGCUCCAAAACGCUCGUCCUGUUCUCCCCAGGGGACAUGAGGAAGUCCCUCGCUGCUGGGGACUUGCCCCCGGAUCUGGAUCUGGGGACGAUGGCCGCCAUCACGCCUCAGGGUGAGAAGCCUCAGCCGAUGGGGAGCCAGCUGGACGUGUCCGAGCCGGGCACGCUCUCCUCGGUGCUGAAGUCGGAGCCUAAGCCCCUGAUCACUGCCGCAGCCGCCUCCUCCCCAUUCACCAAAGUCGAGCGCACUUUCGUCCACAUCGCCGAGACGUCCCACCUGAACAUCAUGUCUUCCAGCGGCCAGCCGGCGAGGCUGGGUGACUUCAACCUCUCUGACGUGGCGGAGGAGCCCUCCGCCGCGGGAGAUGCCCAGGAGAGGGAGCCCAUCACGGAGAACGGGGAGCCCGUGGAGCCCGUGGAGCCCGUGGAGCCCGUGGAGCCCGGUUCUGCGGAGAAGGAGGCGGAGCCAGAGCCAGAGCCAGAAAGCUCUGUCCAGGUGGCAGCUCCGUCCACCCCACCCGAUCAGAGUCCGGAAGAAGAGGAGGAGUUCCAGAACAGCCUCGAGGAGAAUAAGUCAGAGACCAGACCAGAAGAGGCUCCUCCUCUUGUUCCUCCGGAGGCAGAGCCUGUCCCGGCGGAGGUGUCAGCCACCGCGGACCGCCAACCCCCACUGGAGGGCCAGAAAGAGGAGGGCCCUGCGGAGCCCCCGGAGAAGGCCAAGGCCGGCAAACCGCAGGGUCCUCGGUACAGGAGCCGGAUCCCUGUUCUGUUGUCUGAAGAGGACACGGGCUCGGACCAGUCCGCUUCCCCUUCCCUGAGGGAGCGGCUCAGAAGGAGGCCGCCGCAGCAGUACCUGGCCCGCUUGCUGAUGGAGAGGCAUCAGGGUCGCCCGAUGAGGCUGUCCUCGGGGGCCUCGUCCUCCGCCUCCUCCGGGGACGACGGCAGGAGACCCUCGGAGAGCCUGUCUGCCACCGGCUCCGAGGAGGACACUCACGACUCGGAUGACUCCUUCGCCAGGAAGGCCUUCGGGACCGUGUCCAAACCGCCGCAGCGGGAAGCGGGUGGCGAGCGACCGCGCAGUCGCAUCCCCCGUCCCGUCACGCCUGUGAAGAGGCCCUCAGCCCACCUGUCGUCUGCUGUCCCUCCUCCACUGACCCCCUCCAGCCCCCGCUCUCAGAAACCCACAUCCCACUCUGCUGUAAAUAGGCUUCACGCGGAAAAAACAGGGAAUGCAGUCAUGAAUGUUCAACUCGACCCCAGGUCACAACCGAUGCAAACGCAGCCCCACCCCUCCGCCGGCCCGUCCCCGUACUGCGGCAGCCCCAGAAUGCCCCAGCGCGGGGUCUCCCGGGUUCCCGCAUCCCCGCCCCCUCGCAGCCACAGCGCCUCCCCGCGCAGCUACUCCACCUCCCGAACUGACAGCCCCUCUCCGCAGCGCCAACGCCGCCAGCCCGCCGCCACCGAGGUCAGGCGGCAGCUCAUCUCCUUCCGGGCCAACACGGCCCCCCCCGCUCAAGCCCAGACCUGCCGCCACCGCCGCCGGGAGACGCCGCGGCGCAGCCCCCCGCCACCAGCAAGCCGGGGAGGCGGGGCAGGCCACAGGCCACACCCACCAAGGGGAGGCGAGACCCUGCGGAGGGAAAGGCUGCUGCUAGAUAAUAACUCCCACUCUGUACACAUCCGCCGUUCACGAUAGCUCCCGGUCACAAUAACACCGCCACCUCACAGUUUCAGUCCCAGGCCAAACAAAUUGCUUUCAUUU
This is a messenger RNA of Megalops cyprinoides (Indo-Pacific tarpon), 4423 nucleotides long. RefSeq names its product tau-tubulin kinase 1-like. The transcript is spliced from 16 exons. The record is from RefSeq and is a predicted model, not a curated record. Gene Ontology annotation, molecular function: protein serine/threonine kinase activity; ATP binding. NCBI's taxonomy places the organism in Eukaryota, Metazoa, Chordata, Actinopteri, Elopiformes, Megalopidae. The coding region runs from base 314 to 4357 and encodes 1347 amino acids. Gene Ontology annotation, cellular component: nucleus; cytoplasm. Gene Ontology annotation, biological process: peptidyl-tyrosine phosphorylation; peptidyl-serine phosphorylation; signal transduction.